GAAAAAUCGGCUUUAAAAUGUCUCUAACUAGUCUUAAUCACAUUUGUUUACGUCACUAGUGAAAGUGAGUCAGUUGUACUUCAAUAAGCACAAAAUUCGCUCAAAAGUUUGAAAAUCAAUUGGUUUUCUUUUUGUCAAAUUUAAGAUUUCGCGAUGAAAAAAUUGUGAAGAAUGAGUGUGUGUAAAUUUAUUCAUUGUUUGUUUUAAAGCUGUAGAAUUUCGCGUACAAGAAUAUCAAAUAUGUAAACUGGAAAUUGCAAAUGUAAUCACAUAAAGAAAAAUAUAAAAAAUAAAAUUACUCAACAAAGACUCCUAAGAAAGAUUCAAAGAUGGAUUGGAUCAUAUCAGAUGAAUACAAAUUGACUGUGGGUAAUGUCCUUGGACAUUUAGCCGCAUCAGCAAUGAUUGGUGGCGGUAUCCUGCCUUACGUUCCACAAUAUCGACAGAUUGUCAAGACUCAGGAUGCUGACGGGUUCUCACUUCAUGUUUGCCUCGCUCUUCUCAUUGCUAACACUUUGAGAAUCUUUUUCUGGUUUUCUAAACGAUAUGAACUUCCGCUUCUCAUCCAAAGUGUUGUUAUGAAUAUAACAAUGUUCUUGAUGAUUCAUUUAUGCGUGAAAGUAAGAAGAAACAACAAUAUAAUGCGGGCAAGGGAACGUGCCUUCUCUGAUCAAGCUGUUACAUCCGUUGAUGGACUCUCGCCAGUCAAUAAAAGCACCAGUGAAUCACAACCGCAGCCGUCAGACAAUUUAGUCAAAAAACAGUCGAAACAUUAUAUCAGUGAUUUUGACUCACGUUACUUUUGGGCUUGGACGGACUUUCAGUCUUAUUUAGAUUUCAUGUUGGUUGUUUGGGCGAUCGGAGCUGCUGUUACUUAUAUCAUGUUGCCAGUCAAUUGGUUCAUGGAAACCAUCGGAUUUCUUGCCGUGUUCACUGAAGCAAUGUUGGGUGCACCACAAUUUCUUCGCAAUUAUAAAAAUAAAUCAACACAUGGAAUGAGCUUUCUCAUGGUCAUCAUGUGGACAAUCGGUGACGUCUAUAAGACAACAUAUUUCAUUCUUCGGCAUGCUCCAAUGCAAUUCUGGAUUUGUGGCAUGCUUCAAGUUUCAUUAGAUUUAGCAAUUCUCUUUCAAGUUUACAUCUUUCGUAAAAAUCCAGCACCACGUAACACGCAUCGUGGCGAUUAACAAUUCACCCCCAACGAUACCCAACGCCAAAGUCAACGACAAAAUCAAAAUCAACAACAUCCCGAAUCAGACACAAGAUGUCGUCAAAUGUCCUUUAAGUUUAUGAAGAAGAGAGCGAAUGGUUCUAGUGAUCCAACUUCAAUUAUUUCAACCGAAUUGCAAAUUUCCGAUAAUUUGAAUCUCAACACAACAACAUCAGCGACAUCAUCAAAGUCAGCAAUGGCACAUAAAGAAACGUAUGUUAAUAUGAUUUAUCCAUCAACUGAACCAUCAUGUAGUACAGAAAUCCCACCAUUGGGAUCCAAUGUUGAGUCACCUGACGACGAUGAUGAUGUUGAAAUGAUGAAAAAUCAAACAAAAAAAGUGACACGUCAACCAUUUCGUUUUAAGCAAUUGAGUUUAAUUAAAAGUGGAAGUUAUACGUUGAAGAGUCAAUCACCACCACUUACGGAACUCACAACCUCACCAAUUGAUGAAAAGAUUAUUUUAGAACGUCAAAAGUCUGUCACCAGUUCAUCACGCUUUAAGAAAUUUUUCAUGCUUUCACGAACCGAUCCAUCACGUAAACAACAAAAGGACAUUAGCUUGAAGAACUUAAGACAUGUUUUAUGACAAAACGUUUCGCUGGUCGUCAUGUGGCCAGCGAUCGGGAAUGUUGAGCUUUUAAUGAAUGAGAUUCGAGGUGAUAAACGAAUUGUGACAUCAUCACAUGAUGCAUUUGAAGUUGGAAUGAAGACAGCGGAAACACAAACUGAGUUGAUUGAUGGAAGUACACCAAGCAGUGGAGAUUUUCAAGUUAUUGAUGAAAUAAACUCAUCGGCUGUCGAUGAAAAUCAAAUUAAAUUGAACAUCAAUUCAAUGAAAGAUAUUAAAGAUUUAAAAUGUAUUGAUGAUGAUGACGAUGAUGCAAUGAGUGGACAUCGGAUUCUUUUCCCGCCCGACAAUCCUGAAACAAAAUUAUAGCAUUGGAUGGCGUUUCAAAAACUAUUAAACUUAAUCGUCGUUGACAUAUCGCGGAAAGAUAAACUUAUGAUUUUGUUGAAAAUUCUUUGUUGACAUGUGACUGAGGAAACGAAAAAUUUUCUCAAUUUCUUUGUUUUUAUUUUUGUGUCAAUUUUUGGGUAUCAAAAUUUGUUGGGGGGACUACGAAAGAUUAGAAAGUUAAGAAUUAAUUAUAAUGUAAAAAUCCACUUGUGUACAUUAUUUACAUUUAUACCGUUAAUCAUUAUGAGAGAGAAAGCAUAUUUUAUUUUUGUAUCAAUGACUUCCUUUUGUUAUUCACUAUAAAGUUAAGCUUAAUUAAGUAUUUCUCAGAAAAUUCUUUUUAAUCUAACUCUUAUGAUUUAAGCUAAAUCCAAAUCUUUAAAUUGAUCUAAUUCCAAAAAGUUAAUAAACAUUAAAUCCACUUCUUAAUCUAAUCGUGAAAGAAUUUUCAAGAAUCUUUUGUUAAAAACUUUUCAAUUAAUUUUAUUGGCAUCUACGAACAAAGAGAGAAACAUCUUAUUUAAAAUAUUAGAAAAUCCUCAAUUAAAGAAGUAAAGCCUAUAAAAGUUCUAAAAACAAUUCCAUUAAUUUAAUUAAUUAGGUAAAAUUAUUAGCAAAAGAGAAAUCUAAACAUUUAUUUAACUAAAUUUAAAAAGUUUGUGUUGUAAAGCAUAAGAAAUUAAAAACUUCGAUCAAUUGAUUGUGCGAGCAGUGAACAAGCACUUAUUUUGCAUGAUAAUCCUAGAAAAAAUAUGUGCAAAUGUUAAAAUUAAAAAUUAAAUUAUUAAUCCAAGAGUGAGCAAUAGCAAAACUUCUAUUUGGUUUUCUUUGGUCUUUUAACAUUUACACUUGAACGCAAGA
Messenger RNA from Clunio marinus, 3032 nucleotides. NCBI's taxonomy places the organism in Eukaryota, Metazoa, Arthropoda, Insecta, Diptera, Chironomidae. The record is from the annotation of a GenBank genome assembly.